Paraglomus brasilianum is the source of this 681-nucleotide messenger RNA. NCBI's taxonomy places the organism in Eukaryota, Fungi, Glomeromycota, Glomeromycetes, Paraglomerales, Paraglomeraceae. The record is from the annotation of a GenBank genome assembly.
AUGGGAGAGACAAAGUCAGUUCAGAUGCAGAAUAUAUACUUCGGCCUGGGCAAUGAGCCGGGAGUGCUCAAGUUUGCGCCCACCGGGUUAGGAUGGAAAACGCCCGAGACUGAUAAAGUCGUUACUGCAUCUUCGGAAGAAUUCAAGAAGAUACAAUGGCUGCGUGUUGCUCGUAAUUAUCAACUAAGAAUACAAUUGAAGAAUGGAAAUGUUAUGAAGUUUGACGGAUUUAUAAAAGAUGACUAUGAUACUCUAAAAGACUUAAUACGUGCUAAUUUCAAACUGAACCUCGAAACCAAAGAACUCAGCGUAAAAGGAUGGAAUUGGGGGAAAACAGAAUUCCAGGGAUCACAACUCCUUUUUAAUGUUGGCAAUAAAACAAUGUUUGAACUUCCCCUUAAUCAAGUUGCCAACACAAGUCUUGCUAACAAGAAUGAAGUAGGAAUCGAGUUUAUGCAGCCCGAACAGAUGGAUGAAGAUGCUCAACGCAAAGGCAAACGACACACAACGCACGAAUUGGUCGAAAUGAGAUUUUUUAUACCGGGAACAACACUAGUCAAGAGUGGUGAAGAUGGGGAAACGAGUCAGGUAGAUAAAGAGAAUGAAACCGAGGAGAUGGAAGAGCGAAGCGCUGCUGCGAUAUUUCAUGAUACCGUCAAAGAAUUGGCAGAUCUUGGCCAA